Calidris pugnax (ruff) is the source of this 2128-nucleotide messenger RNA. It is a transcript of the gene CD34, whose product is annotated as CD34 molecule. Gene Ontology annotation, cellular component: membrane. Gene Ontology annotation, biological process: cell-matrix adhesion. The transcript is spliced from 9 exons. Bases 1 to 1179 code for a protein of 392 amino acids. Lineage: Eukaryota; Metazoa; Chordata; Aves; Charadriiformes; Scolopacidae. The record is from RefSeq and is a predicted model, not a curated record.
AUGAUCCUCUUGGUUUCUUUCAUUCAGGAGAGUGGGGCCGGGCUGGAGGAGAAUGGCAGGAAACCCGGCGGGGUGGAGGGGAGCCCCCAGGGCAAUGCAUUUGGGAACCCAGUGGAGACCCCCACACCCACGGCCACCAAAGGCAGCAGCAGCAGCGUGGCAGCCACCUGGGCCAUGGAAGCCACCAGCAGUGCCAAGCCAACGCCAAAGACAUCUGUACCCACUCUCUGCUCAGCAAACGGCACCCAUCAGAGGUCUGCCAGCCCUUCGGCUGCAGUUGGGUCCCUGGCAGCCAGUCCCACCUCCCCGGGGCUCAGCAGCGAGCAGUCCAGCCCCCAGCCCAGCCGAGCCCCCACGCAGCCCCUGGGCACCCCCUCGGAGCCAGACCACAUCAGCCAAGGGGUCCUCUCAACCGAGAGCCCCACGCCACGACCCAGCACGGCGGCAGAAACCCCUGGCUCCACGUCAGCUCUGAUGAGCUCCUCUGCCACCUCCGAGCAUCCUCACGUCGCCGUUGCCACCACGCCGCUGCCCACAGGCAGGGACAGCCCGAAGCCCAUCAUCACGUGCCACAAUGUCAAAGAACUGAGUGACACUGGAGCCAUCUGCUUGCAGCUCAACGAGUCCAUCACUUGCAAACAUUUUUUGGAGAGGAAGGGGUCGGAAUUAUGGAGCGCCAUCUGCGAAGGGAGCCCCCACCGCCUGCCCUCCCCCUGCAAGAUCCAACUUGCUAAAUCCGAGGUGGACCACGACUGCUUGCUCCUCAUCCUCGUUGGCCAGAGAGAGCCUGCUACAGACGUGCUCCAGGAGUCUCAGUGGGAAAAGUUUGGAAUAAAAUCCCUCAAACAAGGGAGAGUGAGGAACCAUCAGGACUUCUCUCAGAAGACCUUGAUCGCCUUGGUCACAUCUGGCCUCCUGCUGGCCUUCCUGGGCUUGGCUGGUUAUUUCCUGAUGAAGCGGCGGAGCUGGAGCCCCGCGGGAGAGAGACUGGCUGAAGACCCCUAUUACACGGAAAACGGUGGCCAGGCAAACACCAUGCUGAUGAUGCCCCAGCAAGAGCAACCCGAGCUGCAGGAGAAGCCAAACCUCAACGGUGGGACUCAGGAGAACGGGACCGGCCAAGCGUCCUCCAAAAACGGCCACUCGGGCAGGCAGCACAGCGCCGACACCCAAAUGUGAACCCGGGGGGAGAAACACAUCCUCAGCACCCACCCAGAGGGGACAAGGGUGGGUGAGAGUUUUCUAUGGACAGUUAGGGAAUUGUAGAUCUUUUUUUUGUGUGUGUUUUGGGGUUUUUUUUCUAGUAUAAUUCCUGUGAAGGACUUCAGAAUCAGCCUAAAGCACAUUACACACCAGAGCUGCCAAAGACCUGCUUCUCUGCCCCCUCCUGUUGACCACACAAGAAACCUCUUCGCAGCUGUUCUCUGCUUUUGUUGUUAGAAGAACGUAAUGAGAAAUGCAAGUGCCCUUAGCCCUGAACAGCUUUUAAGCAGAGGCAGAUUGGAGCUACAGAAGCCUUGAGCCAGACUCCAAAAAUUUCUGGUGGCAGUGUGUUAGGCUGAUUAAAAUAGUUAAAUUGGGAUUUCAGUGACAAAAACCUCUCAGGUUUCAGAUAAUUUUGGUUAAUGGAGUUGGUUUUUUAUCUCAUCUUUAUGUUUAAGCGCAGGAUUUCUUCCUCUUUUAAGGACAUGAGGCAUUUAAUCUCCCUUCUUGGGCUUUAGGUCUCCUUUAGUCUUUCCUACUCCAGCAGAAUUUGCUGAAGCUCUGUGUAAAACUUUCCACGUGGAAUUGGAGGCUGAAAUGUGAAAAGACCUCGAGCUUGUUCCUUUGUUAAUCCCACCAGUAAAAAACUUCCCCAGUCUCUUCCCGUCAGGGACUGGGGAGGGUGUUGGAUGAGGCAGAGCCAGUAAUGGAUGACUCCAGCCAUGGAGACCAUUGGGUUGGGCUGGAGACAUCCCAGUGCCCUCCCUCCUGACACGUGGGGCAGUGCCCAGGGUAGGACCGAGGGAAUAAAAGAUCCCAAAGGGCUCCCAGGGGGACAAACCUGGUUCCGUGAUGGCUGGUUCUGCAUCAGCAGUGAGUACAUGAACAAAAAGAAGUAUUUUUGCUUUGGUAAGUGAAGCCACCA